This is a messenger RNA of Trichoderma gamsii, 1758 nucleotides long. RefSeq lists its product as hypothetical. Gene Ontology annotation, molecular function: monoatomic cation transmembrane transporter activity. Gene Ontology annotation, cellular component: membrane. The record is from RefSeq and is a predicted model, not a curated record. Gene Ontology annotation, biological process: transmembrane transport; monoatomic cation transport. Lineage: Eukaryota; Fungi; Ascomycota; Sordariomycetes; Hypocreales; Hypocreaceae. The transcript has 5 exons. The coding region runs from base 1 to 1758 and encodes 585 amino acids.
AUGAGCUCACCAACCCGGCCUUGGCUUAGCCACGAGGACAGUUUCCACUCUUCUCCUCUGCAUACCCGAACAAGCACCCUGACAACAUUGAUCCGGAGCCGUUCUCAGCAAAGCCUAUCGAGCCCACGGCAGUCGCCUCCGGUGCCGCGCCAUCUCGUAGAAGACGAAGAGACGGGACCUAUACGGGCCUUGAGGUUGCGCAACGAAGAUGAUGCUACGAUUGAGAGACUCUUGCGGGACGAGCGACGGCUGUCGCAGAUUCUGCACGGCCCGCAGGCGCGGAGCUUGAGGCUCAUCGGGAGAAGCAACCCGCGGUAUCGCUGGGAGCAGUACUGGAAGACGGAAGAAGAACUCGGUACGAUGAGGAAACCGAUACGCGACUUCUACCGGAGGACGAACUCGCUUAUUCAACAGUACAUGUAUAUCGACUGUCUUCUUGAUUCAUCCAUCCCUCAUGAGCUCUUGAAUGAAUAUGCGGAUGAGCUCGAGGCCUCGGCCUUCAGAUCCGUUGAUGUCCCAGAUACCAUUACCGAAGAAACCCCCCAGGCCUCAUACAAGUCCCAGUCACAUCUCGAUCAAGUUAAUGGAACAUAUGGCUCGAUCAGCAAUAACACUACCAUGAACAAUAGCAGCUCAUCGUCAACUCUCAAGGGGGCACAGCCCCAGCCCCAGCCCCAGAGGCGAACUCCAAAGGACAUUUUCCGCUCUUCUGAGAACCUGCCUCUGUUACAGCACCAAGACGAUGAGGGCGUCGACAGCGAGCCGCCUUCGCGAUCGCAGUCCCCUCAGCCAGCCACGCCCAAGGAAGCUGGCCCUCGCCCAAACCUUCCGUGGUUGGAGGAUGCUGACCUGGAUCACGACGACCCCAUUGUGACUUUUGCUAUCUGGAUCAACCUCAUUGCAAACAUCAUUCUCCUGGCAGGUAAAAUUGCCGUCAUCAUCUCUGUUCCUUCCAUGUCUGUCCUCGCAGCCUUGGUCGACGCUGUCCUUGAUUUGCUGAGCACCGCCAUCGUCUGGACGACAACACGGCUCAUCUCCGCAAGCCAGCGGGAUCAGCACAAUUAUCCCGUGGGACGGUCACGAUUGGAGCCUCUUGGCGUGCUGGUUUUCUCGGUCAUCAUGGUGACCUCCUUCUUCCAAGUCAGCCUUGAAUGUGUUCAGCGACUUGCUGGCCCUGAUGACCAAGUCCUCCAGCUGGGAUUACCGGCCAUCAUCAUCAUGAUAACAACUAUUGUAAUAAAAGGCGGCUGCUGGCUAUGGUGCCGUCUUGUGAAGAAUUCAAGUGUCCGGGCCUUAGCGGACGAUGCCAUCACUGAUGUCGUGUUUAAUGUCGGCUCCAUUCUAUUUCCACUGGUUGGCUUCUAUGGCCAAAUCUGGUGGCUUGACGCUUCCGGCGGUCUCCUCCUCUCCCUCUUUGUGAUUCUUAUCUGGAGCCGCACUUCCGCCCAGCAUAUCCGCAACCUGACCGGAUUCUCUGCCCAGCCCGAUGAGCGAAACUUGCUGCUCUAUCUCACCAUGCGCUUUGCCACCGCCAUCCGUCAGAUUCAGAACCUGCGUGCCUAUCACGCGGGCGACAAACUUUUUGUGGAGGUGGACAUUGUGCUCUCUGCCAUUACGCCACUUAAAGACAGCCACGAUCUGAGUGAAGUACUAACCUAUUUCCUCGAAUCCGUUCCCAUUGUGGACAGGGCGUUUGUUCACGUGGAUUACUUGAGUUACAACGCGCCGACGCACAUGCUCAAGCAACCUGCUACAUGA